ACUGGUUGUCCGCUCAGACGCUCCAUAGUUGUGUCCUUCAAGUGAUAGCGGCAGCAUGGCAAAUGCUGGUAGCAGGGUAUCUAUUGAAGGAGAAACUAUGCGAUAUGCUGAAUACAAUUCUCAAUCUAAAAUCAGGAGUGAAACAGAAAUCGACAAAAGACUUGGUGGUACUCUGAUAGCAGUUGGCCUUGGUGUUGCUGCUGCAGGCUUUGCAGGUCGUUAUGCCUUCCAGUUGUGGAAGCCUCUAGGACAAGUCCUGUCACAGACUGCUAAGAAGAUGCCCACCUCUGCCUUCUCAUCACACUACUAUAAAGGAGGGUUUGACCAGAAGAUGACUAAGCGAGAAGCCAGCCUCAUCCUUGGUAUCAGCCCGACCAGCACCAAGUCCAAGGUGAGAGAUGCCCACCGGAGGAUCAUGGUUCUCAACCACCCAGAUAAAGGUGGAUCUCCUUACAUGGCCGCCAAGAUCAACGAGGCCAAGGACCUACUGGAUAAAGACCAACGCCACUGAUUAAAAAAAACUACAGA
Molecule: messenger RNA, 528 nt
Organism: Salvelinus fontinalis (brook trout)
Lineage: Eukaryota; Metazoa; Chordata; Actinopteri; Salmoniformes; Salmonidae
Product: dnaJ homolog subfamily C member 15-like
Exons: 6
Coding region: 56-511 (151 amino acids)
Biological process (GO): protein import into mitochondrial matrix
Cellular component (GO): PAM complex, Tim23 associated import motor
Molecular function (GO): ATPase activator activity
Source: RefSeq, a predicted model, not a curated record